Molecule: messenger RNA, 1673 nt
Organism: Penaeus monodon (black tiger shrimp)
Lineage: Eukaryota; Metazoa; Arthropoda; Malacostraca; Decapoda; Penaeidae
Product: fructose-bisphosphate aldolase-like
Exons: 6
Coding region: 160-1251 (363 amino acids)
Biological process (GO): fructose 1,6-bisphosphate metabolic process; glycolytic process
Cellular component (GO): cytosol
Molecular function (GO): fructose-bisphosphate aldolase activity
Source: RefSeq, a predicted model, not a curated record
UCAACAACCACGCCACCUCCACGACGCCACCACAGCCCCUCCCUUCCCUUCCCUUUUCCCGGUUCUCCGUCAGCCCGGCACUCGGCCACCAACACCCGCAGAGAACGGACGGAGAGAAAGGUACCCACUAUCACCCUACAUACAUUCCGCAGAAGCGCCAUGACCACCUACUUCAGCUACCCCGCCCCCGAGCUUCAGGCCGAGCUUCGGCGCAUCGCCAACGCCAUCGUGGCCCCGGGGAAGGGCAUCUUGGCCGCCGACGAGUCCACAGGCACCAUGGGCAAGCGCCUGGCCAACAUCGGCCUCGAGAACACGGAGGAGAACCGACGGAAGUACCGCCAGCUGCUCUUCACUUCCGAAAAGGAGCUCGGAAACCACAUCUCGGGUGUGAUUCUCUUCCACGAGACACUCUACCAGAAAACAGAUGACGGUCGCCCCUUCGUCGAUCUCAUCAAGCAACUCGGUAUCAUCCCCGGAAUUAAGGUCGACAAGGGUGUUGUCCCCCUCAUGGGAUCUGAAGGCGAGAGCACAACCCAGGGUCUUGAUGACCUCUCCCAGCGUUGUGCUCAGUACAAGAAGGACGGCUGUGACUUCGCUAAGUGGCGCUGUGUCCUGAAGAUCGGCAAGAACACCCCCAGCUACCAGGGCAUGUUGGAGAAUGCCAAUGUCCUCGCUCGCUAUGCUUCUAUCUGCCAGAUGAACGGCCUCGUGCCCAUUGUUGAGCCCGAGGUGUUGAUGGACGGCAGCCACGACCUUGACCGCGCCCAGAAGGUCACCGAGGCCGUCCUGUCCUUCACAUACAAGGCCCUUGUAGACCACCACGUCUUCCUCGAGGGCACUUUGCUCAAGCCCAACAUGGUCCUCGCCGGCCAGGAAUGCCCCACCAAGUACACACCACAACAGGCUGCUACGGCUACCGUCCUGGCCCUGUCCCGCACCGUGCCCGCCGCCGUGCCCGGCAUUUGCUUCCUCUCCGGCGGCCAGUCCGAGGAGGAGGCGACGGUGCACCUGGACGCCAUCAACAAGUGCACGGCCGGCAGGAAGCCUUGGGCGCUCACCUUCAGCUACGGCCGAGCCCUCCAGGCGUCGGCCCUGAAGGCGUGGAGCGGCAAGGACGUAAAGGCCGGUCAGGCCGAGCUCCUGAAGAGAGCGAAGGCCAACGGAGCCGCCGCCGUGGGCAAGUACGCGGCUGGCACUGUCGCUGGUGCCGCCGGCGACGAGGGCCUCUUCGUCAAGAACCACCAGUACUAGACGCCCUUCGAGAACCACUAGUACAAGGACGACCUCGAAGCCAUCACGCGAGGAAUGGAGUCGUCCUCUCUCUCUUUCCUUCCAUCCUUUUGUCAUCGUCAAAAUGUCAUCUUUCUUCCGGAGAUUUGUCUCUAAUACCCCCCCCUCCCCCAUCUCUGCGGUUGAGUUGUCAUGAUGGAAUGAACUUAUGGAUUUCUGUUAAAGAUUUGAGAAUUGUUAGUCUUUCAGAGUACAUGAUUCGGAAGUGUUAUAGGUAUAUAUAUAUGUAUAUUAAGUGCCGAGUAACCACCACCACCCUUAUGUGUACCUAAUUAAUUUCAAAACUACAUUGUCCGUGUCCUGCACCAAAAAAAUUGUUGUUGAAUCUGUCAGCAUUCCAUGUGUGACGCUUUGAUUUAAAACAAUAAAAUCAAGGAAUGUAA